Phoenix dactylifera (date palm) is the source of this 5068-nucleotide messenger RNA. RefSeq lists its product as uncharacterized. Gene Ontology annotation, biological process: protein phosphorylation. Gene Ontology annotation, molecular function: ATP binding; protein kinase activity; protein binding. NCBI's taxonomy places the organism in Eukaryota, Viridiplantae, Streptophyta, Magnoliopsida, Arecales, Arecaceae. The record is from RefSeq and is a predicted model, not a curated record.
GAAACAAAAGAAGGUGGCAAAAUCAAACCGCUAGUCUACAAUGCUUUUCUUGAUUUCUUGACAACCAAGAAACUUGGAGCAAGGUUUAUUUUCCUACAUCGGGAAUCGAUAACGCAUGAACGUCGCAGGAAUUUUAAAAAUGGGCGAGGGAUGGGGGAGAGUGGAGUUGGUCGCGAUAAGGAACUGGUCGCGUCAAGAACGCAGAACAGAAAAAUUCAGAUAUCGCUGUCACGUUAGCGUCUAAAGUCAAAACUUCUACCGAUAGUUUAUUAACUUUAGAAUUCCGAGAGUAGCUGAUGAUAAGGAUUUGAACGGCCAUAGGGAACUUCCGGACGAGGUACUACACUCUCUUUGCCACUGAUGAAAUGAGAAGGUAUCCGUGCUAAGAUAUUCGGCGAUCCGGAUACUGAAAAAAAGAAAAAAAAAUCUAUUUUUUGAUUUUUUAAAUAAAAUGACUGCUUUGGGACUCCCACCUUGCAGCCUUGCAGCCUAAAAUCAAGCAAAUCCCAAAUCUUUCAUCAUUGCACCAAGCAAUGAUCUCUCAUAAAAUAGUCAACUAAAACAAAUCCUGAAGCGUAGACUCUAGAGUAUUUGUCUUGUAGUGGAGGAAAAAUUACAUCUUUCUUGGAUAAUACGAAUGGCCUACUAUGUGGGCUCUACAUAGACGCCAUUCACCAUUCCACAUAAAAGCCAUUCAUAUUGCAUACUCGGGUUCGAAUUCAUGUUUAUUUAUUUAUUUUUGCUAAUCAACACCACACCUGCAUGCGAAACAGAAAUCCCGAUACGUGGCAUCUUAUAAUCCCUAGUGUACACACAAGACGGAUGCAGCAAUUCAAGGGCAGAGGUGGAUAUGUCACUUGCCUCACAAGUAAUCCACCAAAGAAUUCUUUUAUAUGUAAACACGGCCGCUAAGCAAGCAAAUUCAAGCAAACAUAUGACUCCAGCUCCACAUAAACAACGACCCAUUUCUUUAUGUCUUUAUAUCCUCGGUCCUCUCUGUUGAGCUCUGAUUCCUCGUUUUAGAAUUAAUUUAAAAGAAAAGAAAACAAAAAAUAAGAGUUAGGUAACUUCUUUGGUUUAUUUAAGGUUCCCCUUCCCUCCAUAUGAUAACCUGGAUAUCCUAGAAACUGCAAUCCUCCCAAUGGCGCUUGUUUGUGAUCACUUCUUCCUGAGACAAACUUGGCUGCCUUCUUUGAUCAUCCAUGCUGCCUUUCUCCUCCCAUGCAAAGCUGCCAUCUCUCCACCCUCCAAUUCCCCAACCACCAUUGCCGCCUUAGGAAAGCUUAACAAUGUCACCGACCGGCUCGCCCUCCUCUCUUUCAAGUCCAUGAUCUCCAAUGACCCAUUCCAAGCCUUGGCCUUGUGGAACGACUCCACACCUACAUGCCAAUGGCAAGGGGUGGCAUGUAGUCGACGCCACCCCGAGAGAGUCACAGCACUGAACCUCGACUCCCUGGACUUAAUGGGCACCAUAUCACCCUCCUUAGCCAACCUCACCUUUCUCCAAAGGCUCCACCUCCCAGGGAACCAACUCCAUGGCCACCUUCCAUCUGAGUUUGGCAGUUUGUCUCGCCUACGAUAUCUAAAUUUGAGCAUGAACUCCCUUGAAGGAGGGAUUCCACCCGCUCUGUCUCAGUGCCGUUUUCUCGAGGUUCUCAGUUUAGGGAAUAACAAGCUCCAAGGAGAGAUUCCUUUCAACCUCAGCCAAUGUCGACGUCUCCAAAUCCUUAGCCUACGCAGCAACUUUCUAGCAGGAAGCAUCCCCGGCGAGCUCGGCUCUCUUUCGGAGCUCACCUUUCUCGACCUGCGCAUCAAUAAACUCACAGGCAACAUCCCUCCUUCCUUGGGGAACCUCUCCUCUCUCAUCGACCUUGACGUCAAUACCAACUCCCUUUCAGGUACCAUUCCCUCCUCUUUGGGCCAGCUCCCAUCUCUGGUCUUCCUACUUGUUCAGAGUAACAACCUUGUGGGCUGGAUCCCCUCUUCUCUUGGAAAACUCUCCUCUCUUCAAUACCUGAACAUGUCAAAUAACAGUCUGAAAGGAGGCAUACCACCUACACUGGGGAACCUCUCCUCUCUUCUGGUUCUGGACCUAUCCCAUAACAAUCUAACCGAAGCCAUCCCACCUUCACUUGGGAAUCUCUCUGCUCUCACCAACAUGGAACUUAGCUUCAACACCCUCUCAGGUGAGAUCCCACCUACAAUUGGGUCCCUCCCUUUUCUCACCAACCUUUAUCUCACUGCAAACACUCUCUCUGGAGGCAUCCCACCUUCAUUAGGGACUCUCCCUUCUCUCAAAUUUCUCGGGCUGUCGCAUAACAAAUUCUCGGGCAUGAUUCCGUCAUCCAUCUACAAUCUUUCGAGCCUUAUUUCCCUUGGUGUGGCUGAUAACCAGCUCGUCGGCACCCUCCCACCCGACAUGGGCCAUGGUCUUCCCAGACUCCAGAGCCUCUUGAUGUAUUUCAAUCAGUUCCAUGGCUCGAUCCCUGCAUCACUAACCAAUGCUUCCGGCCUCCAAGACAUCGAGCUCACCGGAAACCAGUUCACCGGCACAAUCCCAUCAAAUCUGGGGGCCUUGGGCGAACUGUAUUGGCUAAAUCUAGAUAGAAAUCAGCUAGAAGCCAGAGAUGCCGACGGCUGGAGCUUCAUCACCUCAUUAACGAACUGCAGCAACCUACAAGUAUUGGAGCUUGACAAUAAUGGGCUUGGAGGCACAUUGCCCAGCUCCAUAGUCAACCUCUCCACCACCCUUCAAUGGUUGGGAUUGGGAGGAAACCAGAUAUCAGGUACCUUGCCAAAUGAAAUUGGCAAGUUUGUCUACCUAAACUUUUUCGCCAUGGACCGAAACCUUCUCACUGGAAGUAUUCCUGCCACCAUUGGAGAACUUCAGAAUGUGAUAAUCCUUGACCUUCAUGCCAACAACUUCUCUGGCGGAAUUCCAUCCACCAUUGGCAACCUGACUCAGCUGAACGAACUUUAUCUAGGAGACAAUGCCUUGAGAGGAAGCAUCCCUGUGACCUUGGGGAACUUGACAGCCUUGGGACAUUUAGACCUUUCAUACAAUCAGCUCACUGGCAGCGUACCCAGAGAGGUUGUUAGCCUUUCCUCGCUUUCCAGAUACCUCGGCUUGUCGCAUAAUUCGCUCGUCGGGGCCCUCCCUUCAGAAAUUGGUCGCUUGAAAAAUCUCCGUGAAUUACAUGUUUCUGAAAACAACUUGACAGGUGAAAUUCCUAGAAGCAUUGGAGAAUGCCAGGUCAUGGAGUAUCUGUAUAUGGAAGGCAACCACUUCCAAGGGAUCAUUCCCCUAUCAGCAAGCAAUUUGAAAGGUAUUCAAGAAUUAGAUCUUUCACGCAACAACUUGUCAGGUGCCAUCCCUCAAUUUCUAGAGGAGUUUAGAUCUCUGCGCUAUUUGAAUCUCUCUUUCAACAAUUUUGAAGGAGAGGCGCCAACCAAAGGAGUCUUCAAAAAUCUGAGUGCCAUUUCAGUUGUUGGAAAUGAUGAGCUUUGUGGUGGUGACCCAAAAUUGCAGUUGAAGCAAUGCCCCCUACAAAACCGUGAGAGAAGACACAAAACUCUGCUAAUCAAAGUAAUCAUCCCAGUUGCUGCUGUGUUACUAUGCCUAGUCCUACUAAUAUGUUUGCUAGCUAUUCGUUCUUGGUUCGAUGGUUCAAGAAAGAAAUCUCCACCAAACACCCUCUUGGAAGACCAACAUGUCAGGAUCUCUUACUCUCAGCUGCUUAAAGCAACUGAUGGAUUCUCUGCAGCAAAUUUGAUUGGGACUGGAAGUUACGGCUCAGUGUACAAAGGGAUUAUCGAUUUCGGUGAAGAAAAGAUUGUGGCUGUCAAGGUACUAAACCUUCUACAGCGAGGAGCAUCUAGGAGUUUCACAGCUGAAUGCAAUGCCUUGAGAAGUACCCGACAUCGAAAUCUCCUCAAAGUAAUAACAUCCUGUUCCAGUGUGGAUUAUAAAGGGAAUGAUUUCAAAGCUAUAGUCUAUGAGUUCAUGCCUAAUGGGAGCCUAGAGAAGUGGUUGCAUUCAGAAGAAGGUGAUCAAAGUCGAGAGAGAAAUCUGAGCCUCAUCCAGAGGUUGAACAUAGCCAUAGAUGUAGCUUCUGCAUUGGAUUAUCUUCAUCAUGAUGGCCCAACUCCAAUCGUUCAUUGUGAUCUCAAGCCAAGUAAUGUUCUUCUCGAUAACAACAUGACUGCUCAUGUGGGUGACUUCGGGCUGGCCAGGUUUCUUACUAAAACUGUUAGUAAGUCAUCUCAGAAUUCAUCCAUAUCAAUUGGACUGAAGGGGACAAUUGGGUAUGUUGCUCCAGAGUAUGGGGUAGCCAACCAAGUCUCUAUUGAAGGAGAUGUUUACAGUUAUGGAAUACUUCUGCUAGAGAUGUUUACUGGGAAGAGACCAACUGAUGAGACAUUGAAAGAAGGCCUAGGCCUUCAUAGGUUUCUUGAAAUGGCCUUCCCUGAAAGAGUCAUGGAUAUUGCAGAUCCACGCCUGCUAUCAGAAGAGAGUGACGGAGAAGCCAAUGAUAGAAUUCAGGAUGCUGGUAGUAUAAGUACACAGGAGUGCUUGGUUUCUGUUCUUGGAAUUGGCCUCUUGUGCUCCAAGGAAUCACCAAGGGAACGGAUGCAGAUGGCAGAUGUGAUAAAGGAAUUGCUUGUGACUAGAGAUGCACUAACUGAAGCAGGAACUUAUGGGGAUAGGAGACGCAGAGACCGUUUUAAUGGCGAAGGCCCAUCAACCAUUGACAACAAUGGAAUGAAGUAGAAAUAAAUAACCAAUACAUUUUCUUUGAUAAUUGAAGAGGUCAUAUAUAAUUGUCUAUGACUGUCACCUAUGUAACUUUUAUUCUUGAUUCUGCAAUUAAAAUUUCAAAUAAGCUGGAUGGAUUUUAUGCCUAGGAGAAGAGAUAUCAGAGAACCAUUUGCUUAAUCUGAGAUGCAAUGUUUGUACUCUUGCACUCUUCAUAUUUAUCAUUAACAUUAUAUUACAUAGUUAUAGACUUAUAGUGUUUUGGUAACUAACAUAUUAUCAUAUUUAAGUUCACAGUUAAUUAUAAAUUUA